This is a messenger RNA of Capronia coronata CBS 617.96, 1893 nucleotides long. RefSeq lists its product as uncharacterized. The record is from RefSeq and is a predicted model, not a curated record. The transcript has 2 exons. Bases 1 to 1893 code for a protein of 630 amino acids. Gene Ontology annotation, biological process: positive regulation of gene expression. NCBI's taxonomy places the organism in Eukaryota, Fungi, Ascomycota, Eurotiomycetes, Chaetothyriales, Herpotrichiellaceae.
AUGACGGACAAUGACACCGCGGAACCGGUGUUACGUCGUGGGCAUCAGACGGACAAGAUAGUCCCUAAGAUAGUUGGGCAGGCAGAUAAGCUACAACAGAAAUACCAAGGGCAGACUGGGACGGGGAGCAGCGACAAGAAAGGUCCUCCUGGAGGCUUUGACCCUACUCCUCUCCCCAGUGUUCCUCCUGGAUAUACAUUGAGAAUCACGUUCCACAAGGCGGAGAACCUCCCCUUUGCCGACCUCAAGACAUUGUCGUCUGAUCCCUACAUUCUCGCCAUCCUGCAGACGGAUGUACCCAAGAGACAUAAACAAGAUCCGGAUGUCCAAUGGAGAACACCGACGAUACAUCGAAAUACCAACCCGGAAUGGAACACGGAAUGGAUAGUUGCUAAUGUUCCCAAGUCUGGGUUCUUUCUGAAAUGCAGAUUGUAUGACGAAGACCCCAGCGACCAUGACGAUCGAUUGGGGAAUGCGCAUAUUGUGGUGCAUCACAUCGAUGACAACUGGAAGGGCAUGUCGCACGAGCGGUUUAACCUGAAGAAGCGCAUGGGAAGCAAGAGAGCGUACACACUUCGUGGAGCGGCCGCGCUGGUGUCUAGGCGCGUCAAAAUGGGUGGACACCUUAUUGUCAGCGUCGAGAACCUGGGAAGAACCAAAGCUGAAAGUGGAGGGCACGUAUAUACCGUCGGCCCACUGGCCUGGAGUCGGCAUUUCUCGCCGCUCAUUGGACGACUGGUGGGUAUCAAGGACACGGAGCAGGGGCAGGAUGGCAAGAAGACUGAAAAAUACAACUUUCAAGCAAUCCAACUGCAACUUCAAGGACCCGUCCCCGCAGAUCUGUAUCAUCGAUAUGUAGAGUUCAGGCCAUUUAUCGCCGGCAUGUUCACGGCUCAUUCAUUGCGUGGCCGCCUCCUGAAUCGAGCUCUUCACCACCAACAUGCUCGAAUCUACAAUUAUGACCGGACGACCAAAUACGGCUUAUUCCAGGAGCCGUGCAUGGAAUUGACAAAACAGUUCCUCGAGUUUGUGCAUUACGACGAAGGCGGACGGAUCUUCACCUAUGUUUUGACCUUGGAUGCUCAAAUGCGGUUCACCGAAACGGGCAAGGAGUUCGGCGUCGACCUGCUCAGCAAGCACACCAUGCAUAGCGAUGUCAGCAUCUAUAUCGCCUUUAGUGGAGAGUUUUUCAUCCGAAGAAUCCGGCAGGCACAUCUUCACAGGAAAGACAAGAACGUUGAUCCGGCAUCUGGGACGCAUCCUCCAGCACCGGAUCCGGAGGACACCAAGAAUGGCAACGGGAUCAAAAAGAACAAUAAACGAAAAGACAACAACAAGGAAGGAGCCCAAUCUAGGACAUCUGGUGGCAUCACACCCAGCCGAGAUCCCUCGGACUACGAACUGAUCAUCGACAACGACAGCGGCACGUACCGGCCCAAUGCCCAAAAGCUCCCAUUGCUGCGGGAGUACUUGUCGCAUAAUUUCCCCGGGCUGAAAGUCGUCACGCUUGAUUGUCAAGCGGACGAGGAGAAGAUGAAGAAGCUGAAGAACGAACAGCGCGAGCGGAAGAAACAAUCCGGCCAACAAGUCAUGUACCUCCAGAACCUCAGCAUGAGCAGUCUCAGUUCCAGUGACGAGGAACGGCUUGAGGCUGGAGCGCCGGACGGUCAGCGAAAGGAGAGCACAUACAAACAUGGAAUGCACAAGUUGAUGGAUGGAGGUAAGGACCAGCACCAUGAUGGCGGGUCACCCGAAUCCGGGAAGGUGGACGCAAGUGCUGAAAGACAGGAGGUGGAAAGAAAUGGUGAAGGCGGAGGAGGAGGAGGAGGAGGUAAUGAUGAGCCAGCUGUUCAUGGCAGUCCUGCUGGUCAGGAACCCGAGAAACAGCAAUGA